CGGAAGACGCCGUGUGUGGACGGAAUUCGGGACCGACUGGUGGACGCCGGGCUCCCCGGGGCGGGCAGGCUAAAUUGAUUACCCAUCAAGCAAACAUCUUUUAGAGAAACCAUAGAAUUUCCUAGAGGAAUAUGAACAUAACAGGAAGGUGUUACUGACCCUGAAUUAAACUUUUAACCUGUACCCUGAACAGCUACAAGAUUUGGAAGCUGAAUCAAUGUUAUCAGAUGAGUUAGAAUCCAAACCAGAGCUCCUGGUACAAUUUGUUCAGAAUACAUCUAUCCCACUGGGACAAGGACUUGUAGAAUCCGAAGCUAAAGACAUUACUUGCUUGUCCCUCCUUCCAGUGACUGAGGCCUCAGAAUGCAGUCGGCUAAUGUUACCAGAUGAUACUCCAAAUCACACUAACUCUUCCAAGGAGGUCCCUUCCUCGGCUGUAUUGAGAAGCCUGCAGGUGAAUGUGGGCCCAGAUGGAGAGGAGACAAGGGCUCAGACUGUACAGAAGUCCCCGGAGUUUCUGUCCACUCCAGAGUCUCCUAGUUUGUUGCAAGAUCUACAGCCAAGUGAUAGCACUUCUUUUAUUCUUCUUAAUCUAACAAGAGCAGGUCUGGGCUCUUCAGCUGAGCACUUAGUAUUUGUACAAGAUGAAGCAGAGGAUUCAGGGAAUGACUUCCUUUCCAGUGAGAACACUGACAGCAGCAUUCCGUGGUUCCUCCGGGUUCAGGAAUUGGCCCAUGACAGUUUGAUUGCUGCUACUCGUGCACAACUAGCAAAGAAUGCAAAAACCAGCAGCAAUGCUCAAGUGGAGAAGAAGCUCAAAUGCACAGUUGAAGGCUGUGAUAGGACAUUUGUAUAUCCAGCUCACUUCAAGUACCACCUCAAAACUCAUCGAAAUGACCGCUCCUUUAUCUGCCCUGCAGAAGGUUGUGGGAAAAGCUUCUAUGUGUUGCAGAGGCUGAAGGUUCAUAUGAGGACCCACAAUGGGGAGAAGCCCUUUAUGUGCCCAGAGUCUAGCUGUGGCAAGCAGUUCACUACAGCUGGAAACCUAAAGAACCACCUGCGCAUCCACACAGGAGAGAAGCCUUUCCUUUGUGAAGCCCAAGGAUGUGGUCGUUCCUUUGCUGAGUAUUCUAGCCUCCGAAAACAUUUGGUGGUUCACUCAGGAGAGAAGCCUCAUCAGUGUCAAGUCUGUGGGAAGACCUUCUCUCAGAGUGGGAGUAGAAAUGUGCACAUGAGAAAGCAUCACUUACAGAUGGGUGCAGCUGGGAAUCAAGAGCAGGAGCAAACUGCUGAGCCACUAAUGGGCAGUAGUUUGCUUGAAGAGGCUCCAGUAACCAGUAAAAACCUGGUGUCUAUGAAUUCCCAGCCCAGCCUUGGUGGAGAGUCCUUGAACCUACCAAAUACCAAUUCUAUCCUAGGAGUUGACGAUGAGGUGCUUGCUGAAGGAUCCCCACGUCCCCUGUCUUCAGUGCCUGAUGUGACACAUCACUUGGUGACCAUGCAGUCAGGGAGGCAGUCAUAUGAGGUUUCUGUCUUAACUGCCGUAAAUCCGCAGGAGUUACUAAACCAAGGAGAUUUAACUGAAAGUCGUACAUGAGUGUGGGUGCUAACUCCUGGAAGAGCAGCUCUUUCUGAUCCCAGAAUGCUUGUGGUGGAAAAGGAUGCAUCUUGCUCACCAUCUGCCUGAACCAAAAUGAAUCUGGAAGGACAAGUCCCACUUUUGCCUCUGUUCAUCUAACCUGAUAUUAGAAGAUGAAUGUAGGAGAGCUUCUCUUCAAACUACCAUCGGAUCCAGACGAGGAAAGCAGUGAAUGUGGGCUGGGUGACUGUACCUACCUCUCUUCCCACUGCAAAAUUUUGGGAUGGACUUCUCCCAAAAGUGAAUGUGAUGAUGAGUUGGCUGAAGUUUCUCAGUAUGACUGUUGAGAGGAAGUUUUCCUUUGAAGAAUUUCAUUCCAGACUCAGCUGUUUUUUCAUAUGGGUGAAUUAAAUCCUGCCACCAACCAUGAAACUUCAUCAAGAAGUUGAGCUUUCAAGAUGCCUUGUUGCUUUGGAGAAGGGAGUGAUAAUCAGUUUUGUUGUGACAUUCUCCCUUUAGCAACCUGAGUAAGAGUCUCUGCCACUGGGCUGCAAAAAAAUAAAUUACUUGAAUCCCUACCUAACCGAGGCUGAGGUACUAUCUUGUCCUAUAUAUACACCUCUAGUUGGUCACUUUGCUUUCUUUGUUUAUGAACAUAUGGUAGCAUGUGAAAAGGGUCGUUUUUUUUUUUU
This is a messenger RNA of Condylura cristata (star-nosed mole), 2271 nucleotides long. RefSeq names its product zinc finger protein 410 (gene ZNF410). Gene Ontology annotation, biological process: regulation of transcription by RNA polymerase II. The transcript is spliced from 12 exons. NCBI's taxonomy places the organism in Eukaryota, Metazoa, Chordata, Mammalia, Eulipotyphla, Talpidae. Bases 218 to 1597 code for a protein of 459 amino acids. Gene Ontology annotation, molecular function: RNA polymerase II cis-regulatory region sequence-specific DNA binding; DNA-binding transcription factor activity, RNA polymerase II-specific. Gene Ontology annotation, cellular component: transcription regulator complex; PcG protein complex. The record is from RefSeq and is a predicted model, not a curated record.